UGGCAGACCAACAAGGGUGCGUUCACAAUACAUCAACGGUUCUACCCUGUUACACUUGGUCUUCGAUAAUCCAGUGUGACUGUGAAUUAACUAUUUGAAAUGGCCGUUUAAUUCGAUACCAAAUGUCAAUAUGAGACUUUUGGUAGGAGUAGUGCUUUAUACCAAUAAUUCAGAUUGGCAUUAUCCCGGACAGCUACAGCCGGCUUCGAGGGGUCCUUCAGUCUUGGAGGAAUUUAUAGUGUUGCCAACUUAGCGACUUUGUCGAUAUAUUUAGCGAGUAUUCAGACCCCUCUAGCGACACUUUUUCAAACAAUCGACUAGCAAUAAAUCUAACAACUUUUUCUGGUGUUAUUGGAUACUUUUGGGAGACUCUGACGUGAAAGCACGUAUCGUUCUUACUCUUCUCAACAAGCAGCGGGUGCUGCCGUGGGCCCCACCCUCGUCCCAAAGCACUCGCAGGCGGCUCAGUCGACGCGCAGCAGUCCCUCCCAGCUGCAGUCAGAGCAGGAGAAAUGAAUCGCGCAUAAGGGAAGCCGCCGCUGUCUGAUCCCGCCCUGGCUUACAUUCAGGGCGGGAUGUAAAUGUAAAAUGUUCUUUGUCUAAAAUAAAAUCACUGCACAAAAAUAAAUCACUGCAUUUGGCUCACACAGCCUCAGUCACUUACUCACCUCGUCCACUGUGUGUGUGCCUCUCUGUGACAUAAGCUAAACAUCUAGCUGGCUAGCUCAUCAUGUCUCAGUCUAAACUGUACACUCAAAAAUACAGAAAGGAGUAGGAAUCAAACCCUGAAUUCAAAGGCUGGUUGAAGCCGUUUAUUGGAGAUGAUACACGGGCAUACUGCCUGUAUUGUAAGGCUGAUUUCUAUGCCAAACUUAGUGAUGUAAAAAAACACAUGACAACUCAAAAACAUACUCAAAAGGCAAAGCCUUAUAACAGUUCCACCCAAAACAAGCUGCCAUUUAUGGUUUUAAAAAAAUUGACUCUGCAAAAAAGGCUGAGGCCACCAUGGCAUUAGCUAUCGCUGAACACUGUUCCAUGCUGGCAUGUGAUCACAUUGGAGAAGCAUGUAGAGCUGCUUUCUCAGACUCCACUGCUGCUACCCACUUCAAAAUGCACAGGACAAAGUGCACAGAAAUGAUUAAUGGUGUUCUAGCACCAUACUUUCUGAGAAAGUUGGUCACAGAUGUGGGUGACCAGCGUUUCAGCCUCCUCCUCGAUGAGUCCACGGAUGUAAGUGUUUCUAAGUACCUGGGGGUUGUGAUAAGGUACUUUAGUGACACCAAGCAGACAAUUGUAUCAACAUUUCUGGGGCUUGUUGAGUUGGGAGGGAGGAGAUGCCAAAUCUAUAGCCCGUGCUGUUGUGGCUUUCCUCGAGAAGUGUUGUCUUAAAAAAAGAGAAACUCCUGAGGAUAUGGACUGACAAUGCCUCUUAUGACGGGGAUUAACAAUGGGGUCCAUAACGUGCUGAAGGAGGAGUAUGGCCUCAAAGAUCUGGUUCUUAUUCGCUGUGUGCCACUCUCUGCAGCUUGCUGUAAGUCAUGCUUCCAAUGACACCAUCCCCCAUAGUGUGGAGUACUUGCUACGAAAGACAUAACUGGUUUUCAGUGUCUCCAAAGCGCAGGGAGGCCUACAUGGCCAUAUAUGAGACCAUCAACUGUGGGGUGAAACCUUUACAGAUAACCAAGGUGUGUGCCACACGUUGGCUCUCCAUUGAACCCGCGGUUUCACGCAUUUUGGACUAGUGGGAGGAGCUUAGGCUGCAUUUCGCAGUCACCAAGUCCAGUGAACACUGCUACAUGGCUGAGGUUUUAUACUACAUGUACAGUGAUCCUCAAAACAUAUUGUAUCUGACUUUUUUGAAGUCAGUGCUGGGUGAGGUACAGUUGGCCAUCAAGGCUUUUGAGGGAGAGCAAGUAGAUCCUCUUAAGCUACUUGACAGCUUGGUUAGCCUGAUCAAGUCUGUGAGCAGCAGGGUGCUGAAUCCACUGGCAAAUGUUGAUGUACUCAAAGGGCCAAUAGAUGGAUACAUCAGUCCCAAACCGUACCUUGGUUACCUUUUGAGUCAAAGGCAGCUGAGCUCCACCUUGCGCCUGAGGAUGAAAACAAUGUCUGAAAGCGGUGUGUAGCCUUCACCAUCUCCCUCACUAAUGAGUUGAGGGUGAGACUGCCGGACAACAUCGAAGCAUUGCAGUACAUGUCAGUUUUCAAUGUGGAGGAAACUCCAAAGAAAAAAUAGCCAAGCUCCUUGGCUACUCCCCUGCAGAGAUAGACAAGAUUGUCCAGCAAUGGCGUGCCAUCCAUCUUAGUAAAUGGAAUGAGACAAAAACACACUGGGCUUCUGGAGUGAGAUUUGGAAGUUCAGGGAUGCAGCUGAUAUCAACCCAUUUCAAGAACUUGCCAUGGCUGCUGUGUCUGUGUUGUCCUUGCCAGACUCGAAUGCUGAAGUCGAGAGAGUAUUCAGCCAGAUGAGUGUGGUAAAAAGCAAACUUAGAAAUCGGAUGUCCUUGCAGACCCUUAACUCCAUCCUGUACAUUCGAUAUGGACUGAAGCUGUCUGGUGAGGCUUGCUAUGAGCACCAGUUGCCUGAUAAUGUUUUGCAGCUUUUUGGCACAUCAGCUGCUUACUCAUUUAAGUCAGCUCCCUCAGUUGCUGAACCUGCCAUAGAGAGCCUUGACCAAAAUGACCAUGACCCACUCUUUCUGUGUGUGUGUGUGUGUGUGUGUGGAGGGGGGUCUGGGAAAAAAACAAAACAAUUAACCUGAAUUAGGGCUAGACUAGUUACCAUAAUUUUCUCACAUUGCCAUUGACAGUUUUUUCUAUUGUCUCUUUUUGGUCCAUUUAGAUUGUUAAUGUAGAUUGUAUACAAAAAAAAUGUUUAAAUGUUAUGGUUAAAAAUGAAAGCCUUGUAGUUCUAAACAUAUUUAGGGUGUUUUUUACUCACUUUUUGUCUCUCCCACGACGUUAUUCCUCUCUCCUACAGCGUCCAUCACAAUUACAUGCACAUGGCAAUUAUGCAUAUUAGGUAAUGACGUCAUUUAGCGACUUUUAGGACAGCCAAUAGCUACUUUCCUUACUGAGGAAUUGGCAACACGCCAGAGGAAAGAAUAGUAGCUAGCGGUUAAUGGUGGUCAACAUGCCGACUGUCAGUGUCAAAAGGGAUCUUCUGUUCCAUGCCUUGGGCAGAACAUACAGUAAGAAAUGUUACUUACCUUUUUAAGUAAUAGAUAUUCAGUAAAUUGUACAAUUAAACUAGUCUGUUUCUGCGUUGUGUUUUCAGACAGAAGGUACCUAGAUAUAGCGAGAUAGCUACCUAGCUGCUGUGGCUACUUAGCUUUAGCUAACAGUGGCUGAUGCCGUGGCAAUAACAGCAUAUCACGCUUUUUUUGUGGGUUGUUUAACAACAUAUCACAUAUUUUACAUACACAACGGCAUCUACUCUGUUUCUACUGAAUAGUGAUUGAAAACAUGAUUUGAUAGUGUUGACAGAACUGAUGAUGCUUGUUAUUUCACGACGAUUGCAUCAUUUCCCUGUCCAGACCUAUCCUAGCCUACUACUGAGCACCACAUAGCUACGUCCAUUUAACUAGUAAAAUCUGAUUAGAUGAAGAAUGGAGGUGGGACCAUAAUAACCGAAUUAUUCCAACAUAUUAAAAUGUUAUUCUCUUUCCCCUUGAUUUCAGCUGAUGAAGAAUUUGAUGAGUUGUGUUUUGAGUUUGGGCUGGAGCUCGAUGAGAUUGUGAGUAGAAGACUGUGAGGAUGAACCUCAACCAUAUCCACUUGUUUGUGUGAUAACCAAUUUAGGGUUUUCUGGCAAACUAUCCUCCCUCUAACCCUGUCCUUCAGACCUCCGAGAAGGACAUCAUCAGUCGUGAGCAGGGGAAACACCAAGGCAGAGGGGGCGUCUGAUGUGAUUCUGUAUAAGAUUGAUGUCCCAGCUAACCGCUAUGACCUGCUGUGUCUGGAAGGACUGGUCAGGGGCCUGCAGGUCUUCAAGCAGAAGUAUGUAAACACAUCUAUAUGGAGAAUUGUGUGCUUAAACAUGACUCUUACAUUGCCAAAGUACUUCAGCUUGUGCUGCUUUAUCGUGCGUGUUGUGUCUUCAGCUGUGUAUUGACAUGUCCAUGUGUGUCUGCGCUCCAGGAUGGAAGCCCCUCGCUACAGGCGUGUGAGUCCAGCCAGCAGAACGCCUCAGAGGCUGGUCAUCACAGAGGAGGUGGGUGGAAAACACGGACCAGAAUAUCUGUUUAAUGACCUGGGUUUGGGGUGUAGGGUUUGUUCAUUUGGUCAUCACAGAGGAGGGGGGUGGAAAACAUUGACUGGACUUUCAGUUUAAGGUUCUGGGCAGAGUGUAGGGUUGGUUCAUACAUCUUGUCAUGAAUGAAUCACCUCAGCAGUCCUUUGUGACAAGAUGAUGAAUUAAGAUAUUGAACUAUUGAUGAAUGCCUCUACAUUUGUAGAGUCUGUGCAAAGGAGGCUUUGGGUCAAUUGUUGGAAGUAAGAUAUUUUUUUAGAGAUGAAUGAGAGAAUCCUGACCGACUUUGGGUGCCCCUGUGUGCCUGUCGCAGACGGCUGCUGUGCGACCCCACGCUGUGGCUGCAGUCCUGAGGAACAUCACCUUCACACAGGAACGCUACGACAGCUUUAUCGAACUACAGGAGAAACUCCAUCAGAACGUCUGUAGGUUAGUCAGACACCUAUCACAUCUCUACCUUCAUAGAAAAAUAUAUAGAACUCACACACACAGGUUUAACCAACUCAGUGGCCUUGAGGUUAGUGUCUGCCCUGAGAUUGGAUGGUUGGGGGUUCUGUCCCCGUUUGAGUCAUACCAAAGACUCUGAUGCAUCUAUGCUUGGAUUGGGGUAAGGCCCUGCGACAAUGUAGCGUCCUGUCCAGGGAGUGUACAUGUACAUCAAGCUGUCUUACGCUACAGAAACAGGAGAUAGGCUCCUGGCCAUAUGGGCCAUUCUGGCUCGGACAAGGUUUACUUACACACACGAUUUUACCUCUGCAUAUUUAUUGUCAAUGUUUUGGUCAGAGACCUUUUUCAAUACCGUGCCUCAUACCUCCGAGAUGGCUUUCAGUCUAUUCUUCUCUGGGAGUCUCUGAGAUGUGUUUGUCUCAGUGGAUGUUGUGACAAUGUGUGUGAGUUGACUGUAAUGUGUGCUCUGUAGGAAAAGGACUCUGGUUGCCAUCGGCACCCAUGACCUGGACACCAUUUCAGGCCCCUUCACCUACACAGCCAAGCCACCUGGUGACAUCCGCUUCAAACCUCUCAAUCAGGCAAAGGAGUACACCGCACAGGAACUCAUGAGCCUCUACAAGGUGAGCAGGGAUUGGCUACAGAGAUCAUGAGCCUCUGUAAGAUGAGUUGUGAUUGGCUAUGGCUAGAGAUCUUUUAUUUCUGUCGUCCAAUGUUUCAAUUUGUUUGUAUUUCUCCCUCUCAGACAGACAGCCACUUGCGACACUAUCUGCACAUCAUUGAAGACGAGCCUUUAUAUCCUGUCAUCUAUGACAGCAACGGCAUUGUCUUGUCUAUGCCUCCAAUCAUCAAUGGUGAGGACACACACAUAUACACAGGUUAUAAGCCAAAACUAUUAACCUAGUGGACUUCCAAUAUUGAUUAACCCAUCGUAUGCUGUAGAUACUGUUCUAACAGUCCCCCCUCUGUUGUUUUUCAGGGGACCAUUCCAAAAUCUCCUUGAAUACAAAGAAUGUUUUUAUCGAGUGCACAGCCACUGAUCUUACCAAGGCAAAAAUCGUGUUGGACAUGAUGGUGACGAUGUUCUGCGAGUAUUGUGAAGAGCCUUUCACGUGAGUCCAGGCAACAGCUGUUUAGAUUUCUAUCACUGAAAUGAAGUAACUAAUAGCUGAACCUAAUGUUUUUUUAGUGUAAAAUAAGACCAUGAAUUAUUGGAAAUCUGUCAAAGUUAUAGUCGUAAGAAGUUCCUUUGCCCGGCCCCACUUUAAAAGACUAAUCUUGAUCUAUCUCACAUUAUCUCUCUCAGGGUAGAGGAGGCUGAGGUGGUGUACCCAGACGGCAGGACCUGCCAGUACCCGGUACUGUAUCCCCUACCAUCACUCUGUAGUCUGUAUCCUAUUGUGUGAAAAUAUAUUAGAACCCACUGGUCAAUAUGUACAUUCAGACUACCACAUGCUAUUCGUAACCCUCUACCGUCCUGCUAUACCAUGUGACCUCAGGAGCUGGCUUACAGGAAGGAGACUCUGUCAGCAGACUUCAUCAACCGCAAAGUUGGCAUCAGGUAACUAAGUGGCUUCAAAUAAUAUCCAACCCUGUUCGUGUAGGGCAACCAUCCUGUAGGUUUUCACUCCAACCCUAAUCUAGCGCAUAUGAUUAAAUAAUUAGCUGGUUGAUAAGCUGAAUCAAGUUAAUUACAACUGGGGUUGGAGUGAAAACCUACAGGAGGGUAGCUUUCCAGGAACAGGGUUAGAGUUAAAACCUACAGGAGGGUAGCUGUCCAGGAACAGGGUUGGAGUUAAAACCUACAGGAGGGUAGCUGUCCAGAAACAGGGUUAGAGUUAAAACCUACAGGAGGGUAGCUGUCCAGAAACAGGGUUGGAGACCCCUGCUCCAAAUGCUAAGUAGAAUGCUUCCAACAUGCCUGCAGAUGCUUAUAAAUGGUUUACAUUUACAUUGAUAUAUUUAGCAGAUGCUCUUAUCCAGAGAGACUUACAUGAGCGAUUAGGGUUAAGUGCCUUGCUCAAUGACAAAAAUGUUUUAACCUAGUCGGCUCGGGGAUUCGAACCAGCAACCUUUCAGUUACUGACCCAACGUUCUUAUCCGCUAGGCUACCUGCUGCUGUUUAAUGGUUGUUAUGGUUUGUUUGUCUCCAGUGAGUCGACUGAGCACAUCGCCCAGCUAUUGACCAAGAUGUGCUUGCUCUCAGAGGUCAUGAGCGACGGCGAACAGAUCGAGGUGGAGAUCCCGCCCACGCGCUCUGACGUCAUCCACGCCUGUGACAUCAUGGAGGAUGCCGCCAUGGCGUACGGUUUCAACAAUAUUCCCCGCACCACGCCGCGCACCUAUACCGUAGCCAAUCAGGUGAAUAGAUUCUUCAGCAGGUUAUUCAUUAACGAAGUUGAUUGGUUGUUGCCGGGCGCUGCUGGUUGGGUGGUAUUAAGUGGUGAGAUCUGUGACUGUUGUGUUUUUAGCUCCCACUGAAUAAGCUGUCAGAGCUGCUGAGACAGGACCUGGCUGCUGCUGGAUUCACGGAGGCCCUCACCUUCGCCCUGGUAAUGACCUCACACACACUCACUCUCUCUCCCUUUGUGGACCCCAGGAAGAGUAGCUGCUGCAAAAGCUAAUGGGGAUCUAAAUAAAUACACACACACAUUUUCAUGUGUUCUAUCUGUCUUCCUGUGCAGUGUUCUCAGGAGGACAUAGCUGACAAGCUGUUGAAGAACAUCUCGGAGACCAGAGCAUGUCACAUCUCCAACCCCAAGACAGCGGAGUUCCAGGUGAACCACCAUUACCUUAGAUUAAUCAUGUCUCAAUGAUAACAUUAUAAACGGUCCCCCUUUGGUCUCUGAAUGAUCUCUUACGAUUGGUAUACACUACACCAAUUAUCAAGUAAAACAGUUGAAUGGAUUCUGUCACCCCCUGUUGAUGUGAGGGGUUUUCUACAUAAGAGGGUGCUGUGUGACUUGGUGGGUGUGUCAGAGGCUGGUGGUGGCGUUAACGGCGGCGCUCGUCUUCUCCACCAGGUGGCGCGCACCACCCUGCUCUCAGGCCUGCUGAAGACUGUGGCUGCCAACAGGAAGAUGCCUCUGCCUCUCAGGCUGUUUGAGAUCUCAGACGUGGUGCUCAAGGAUGAAACCAAAGGUGUGUGUGGGUGUGACCCAAGUAUUCAUAAUAGAGGGUAUUCAUGGAUAUGUGUAGAAAUAAUGUCAUUGUAUGCCUGCCUUUCUAAUUUCUUUAUUAGGACAAACAUUCAUUUACAUACUGAUUCCCUCAUACUCAAGAAUACACACACUGUCUUUUUCAGUUUUUAAAGACAUCCUACAGUAUAUCCUAACGGCCAUGUUGUCCUCUCCUCUACUCUCCCUCUGUCAGACGUGGGGGCCAGGAAUAACCGUCGUCUGUGUGCCGUCUACUACAACAAGAGUCCUGGGUUCGAGGUGAUCCACGGCCUGAUGGACCGGGUCAUGCAGCUGCUGGAGGUCAAACCAGGCCAGGGCGAUGGCUACCACAUCCAGGCUACCGACGGUAAGACAACCAGGGAACCAUCUCAGUCAUUUAAAUUGGACUCCGUUUCCUUCAAUGGCAACUGAUUGGUGAAAGCUCUGGAUAGGUUUUCUACUGUAAUUCAAAAGACUAUUGUAGUGUGAGACAGUCCUGUCAUCCCAGUGUGGGACUUGGGCCAUCUCAGUAGUCUAAACUGGAAGGAAAUAAAAAUAGUCGUUUAGACUACUGAGAUGGUCCCAUACUGGGAUGACAGGACUGUCUCACACUACAAUAGUCUUCUGAAUUGCAGUAGAAUGCCACCUAGAAAGUCCCAUAUCAGUUCACGCCUAUCCUCAACAUACAGUACAGUUGUGGCUGUAUUUCCAGAGCCGGAAUGAAAUAUUGUGAUUAUAGGGGGUAUUUUGUCGACUCUAGCGAAGUGAAUGUUUUCCCAUUGCACUAAUGAAGCCUGUUCCACAAAUCAGUGUUUUUAUGAGCUGUGGGUUCUGCAGGGCUCCAGUAGCUCUAACCCCUCCCACUCCCCUCACCACAGGAUGUGUGUGGCUCUCCUGACACAAUCAGACAUUGGGGAAAUCGAUCGGCUCAAGUACCACAGAAAGAGGGGGGGUGAAGAGGGAGAGCAGGGGUGUGGAAGGUGAAGUUAGAAAGAAAGAAAGAGGGAGAUGGCGGGUAAGAGAGCGUGUAGUCAGCAGUGGGAGGCAGACUGCAUGUGAGUGAUGCCGGCCUGUUGGGGGGGGGGGGGGGGGGAGAGAGAGAGACUCACUCACUCACUCGGGGCUGAGUGGUUAGGGGAAGGAGAGCCUCUUAAAGCGCAGAUGCCCACGUUUCACUUAACAACUGUGACAAAUUCAGCCCUUCCCCUUCACUGUUAAAGACUGUACCCUCCUGACUGUCUGGCUAGUGUUGACCCUGGCUCAGUGAGAAUGAAUCUGAGAGGGUAUUCAGGGUGUGUGGAAUUGGUUGUCACUUGUCAGGCUGGCUGUCUGGCACUUAGCUAUUAGUGUACCAUUUAUAAAGAUGGGUUGUCAUGGUGCUGUCCUGCUUUGGAUAACACACAGAUCAUGUAGAGAGCUUUCUGAUGCUAGUUAUGAGUAAGCAUCUGAACGGUGGGCUCAGGAGUACAUUAGCUUUAAGGAGCAAAGCUGCGUGGGAAGAAGUGAAUCACCAUGGAAGAGAACAGAACAGCAUAGGAACGGAACGUAGCAUGUCUGUGGAACUGGAGUCAUGGCAACCCUGAGCCUAGAUGGUCUCCUCCUUGAACAGCCUCUAGCAGUCAGUGUUUUAAAAAACUUAAUCAGUGAGUUGUCUCUCACAUCUGAGAAUAGUUCUGUCUCAUUAUGUAUUGAUCUUGGGUCUCUCGUCUGUGCAGAAUCAUUUAUUCAGAGACUACACUUAUGAUAAUGCUUAUUUUAACUGGACCACUGUGAGAAACCUCUUCACCUCUCCUUCCUUACCGUCCCCCUCUUCUGUUUCCCCUCUUUUCUUUCAGAUUCCACCUUCUUCCCUGGUCGCUGUGCUGAGAUCUUUGCGCGAGGGAAGAGCAUAGGACGCCUCGGGGUCCUUCACCCUGAUGUCAUCAACCGCUUUGAGCUCACCAUGCCAUGCUCCGCCCUGGACAUCGACAUCGAGCCCUUCCUGUGAUGUCACACGCCGAACCUGUAACACCACCAAACUCAUCAACCAACACAGGUUCAUCUACUCAUGCUCAGUCCAUCUCAACACAGGCUUUCCCAGCUCCAGCAGAGUACGGCCCAACCUGCCCCAGCGGAACUCACAUUUUCACGCAAAUCUCCCAUGGACAUCACAUUGAAAACUUGAGAUAUGAGUGCGAAAGUUAGGAUUCGGCCCCAAAUGAAUUGUUCAGUUUAUAUAAUGCGUGGUAUUUCUGUUGGACAAAUGUACAACUGUGUAUGAAGUAACCAUAGAAACUGUAGGCUGGUAGAUACAAAGUAUGUGGCUGUAUUUUUAUCUCCAUGGUAAUUAAUGUUAAUAUAAGAUGUCAGCCUGACUCAGUCCUGUGUUUCUGAAUUAAUCUCAGUCCUGCUUCACAUGAGCUUUAACCCAUAUACUGUACUGUACCAUUUAAAGACAUUGCUCUAAGCAAUAGUAUUGAUUCCAGUCAUUUACAUUUUAAAGGUUUGUCAUACAGUAUAUAGGCCUUAUGCACUGUAUGAGUAUUAAAUAACAGGAAGCCACGAAGCUGUGGUUCAACAGGUUUCAUUGUGGUGUGUCUGACUGGUAUGGUCUUGUUAGGUGGGUUAAUGCUCCUGGGCGGAGCGUCAUCUACUUGAUGAAAGAUACAACAGGACAUGAACUCUGACAUACGAUACAGUACUGUAACUAUGCAGGUGUUGCUUAGGUAUGUUUCAAUGUGAUGUGUGUGAUAGUGAGAAAAGAAGAAGGAGAUAUGGGCGGCAGGUAGCUUAGUGGGUA
Molecule: messenger RNA, 10636 nt
Organism: Coregonus sp. 'balchen'
Lineage: Eukaryota; Metazoa; Chordata; Actinopteri; Salmoniformes; Salmonidae
Source: the annotation of a GenBank genome assembly